Prosopis cineraria is the source of this 1723-nucleotide messenger RNA. Its product is annotated as tubby-like protein 8. The record is from RefSeq and is a predicted model, not a curated record. The transcript is spliced from 9 exons. Bases 169 to 1401 code for a protein of 410 amino acids. Lineage: Eukaryota; Viridiplantae; Streptophyta; Magnoliopsida; Fabales; Fabaceae.
GCAUAUUCUUUUGUCAGGUGAAAAGCAAAUCUCCCGGCAACGUUUAAGCCUUCAUUGAAUCUACCCAGACUCUGCUUCAGAAGUUUGAAUACCUGCAAUGUCAACUCUUCUCAGAUACUGAAUCCCAUAAAGCUUGAUCAUUUGAAUCAUUUCUUUGGCAACCUGAUUAUGGAUGGUUGCAAAAAAUCCUCCAUAUCGGGCCAGUCAUACAGUUCUCUCUAUGUCAAUCCUCUCACUGAGCUCAGACUCAGCCGUAGUUGCAGCUGCGAUCAUGGCCGUUUAGCUGCUAAAGGUGACGACUUCGAAGAUUUCGAUCACAGAGGCACCAAAAUCUUGACAGAUAACAAAGAGAAUACGAUGCCUAACAAGAAAGAAAUUGUAGUUUCUUCUGGUGAUGACAAGGAGAACGCAGAGCCCAAAACGUACUCCAAUUCUAAGUCUUUGUCCGCUGAUAGGAUCUUGAAGCCUACUUCGCUUCAGUUCUGCAUGCAAGUAAGUGAUUCUGAAAAGGCUUUUGGGUCUAAGAUAUGGGAUCGUUUUGAUUCGGAGAAUUCGAGGUCUCUGAAUGUUUGGGACUUCUCUGAUUCUGAGGCGGCUCCAGCUUCAUCGUGGUCCACUCUGCCAAACAAGUCUUUGAUAUGCAGACCUUUGCCUGUUGAUAUAGGAAGAUGUACCUGUGUUAUUGUAAAGGAAGCAUCACCAGAAGGACUAUCUGGGGGCAUACUGUUUUCUCUUUAUACCUAUGAAGGUAAGGGACGACAGAAUAGGAAACUGGCUGUGGCUUACCACAAGAGGCGAAAUGGGAGGUCUCAGUUCACCAUAGCUCAGAAUGUGAAAGGACUUUUGUCCAAUUCAGAUGAUAGUUUUCUUGGAACAGUGAUGGCAAACUUCAUGGGUUCAAAAUACCACAUAUGGGAUCAGGGAUAUCGUCAAAAUUGCGGAGUUAAACAACCAAAACCACCACUUUCUGUUGUGGCAUUCAUGCCUACCAUAGCAACAUGUGCAGGAAGUUACAGAAGCAUGAGGGUAUAUGUACCCAAACAUCAAUCUAUGUCACUGAAGAACACAAGUCAGGUACAACAUAUCAAAGGACUGCCAAAAGAUUGGGAGGAAAAUCUGGACAAAGUCCAUCAGCUAUUCUCAAGAAUGCCAAUUUACAACAAGAUUUCAAAGCAGUUUGAACUGGACUUCAGAGAUAAAGGAAGAUCAGGACUUCAGAUCCAAGCAUCAGUAAAAAAUUUCCAGCUGACAUUGGAGGAGAAUGGGAGGCAAACAAUUCUGCAACUAGGCAGGGUGGAAAAAUCCAAGUUUGUUUUGGAUUACAGAUAUCCUUUGACAGGUUACCAAGCAUUCUGCAUAUGCUUGGCUUCCAUUGAUACAAAGCUUUGCUGCACAGUGUAGCCACUACCACACCAUCGCUUUGUUCAACCUCUGAACAUGACAUUUGCUUUUUUCGCUUUCAAGUUGAUUCCAUUCAGAGAAUAUUGGAAAUCACAAUCUAGAAAGUGGCUUAUGGUCUUUAUUGAGUUCAAAUCAUUGCUCAUCCCUAGAAAAGGCCAUCAAUUUCUACUCCAAGAACUUGGAAAUCAAGUAUCUUUAUGCACAAAAUCUUUGUGCUCAGUGAUCAAACCUAGUUCUUUCAGAAUUGUGUAAAGUUAAUUUAAAUAUUCCUCUCAGACUUUUAAGAUAGUAUUUGGAUUAAUAUAUGUGGAUUUAGAUUUUA